Podospora anserina S mat+ is the source of this 1290-nucleotide messenger RNA. RefSeq lists its product as uncharacterized. Gene Ontology annotation, biological process: L-leucine catabolic process. Gene Ontology annotation, molecular function: flavin adenine dinucleotide binding; 3-methylbutanoyl-CoA dehydrogenase activity. The transcript has 4 exons. NCBI's taxonomy places the organism in Eukaryota, Fungi, Ascomycota, Sordariomycetes, Sordariales, Podosporaceae. The coding region runs from base 1 to 1290 and encodes 429 amino acids. The record is from RefSeq and is a predicted model, not a curated record.
AUGGCCACUCCAGUGGUUCCUGUCAUCAACCAGGCUCCUUCCGCCACUGACCCAGCAGUCUACGCCGAGUACGAGUCGAAAUGGGCGACCUAUCCCACUGAUGCUCAAGGCUGGCUUGAGCGUGCUCGUGAAGUUGCGGCUGUUUUGUCGGUUGAUGCUGCUGCUCGUGAGAAAGCCAACAAAUCCCCAAAAGCCGAGGUUGCUCUUCUCAAGCACUCUGGGCUUUUGAAGGUUCUCGGCCCAAAGAAGUACGGUGGUGGUGAGCAACCAUGGAGUGUCGGCUAUAAGGUCAUCAGAGAAGUUGCCAAAGGCGACGGCUCCAUUGGCAUGUUGCUUGGAUACCACCUCUUGUGGUCACGAACAGCCCACGUGGUCGGCAAUGAUGAGCAGGCCGAACGGUUCCAGAAGCUCAUCAUUGAAAACAACUACUACGUCGGCGGCGCUGUCAACCCAAGAGACAAUGACCUCAAGAUCACAUACGAUGACUCCAACAUCACCUACAACGGCUUCAAGAACUUCACCACUGGCGCCGCUGUCUCUGAUCUGAUCGUCCUCGAGGGUGCCAUUCAUGACAGACCUGAAGAGCAUAUUUUUGCCAUCGUUCCUACUGCCCAAGCUGGCAUUCAGUUCCACUACAACUGGGACAAUGUUGGUUUGAGGUUGACGGAGUCUGGUAGCGCCAAGAUUGAAGGCAUCUCCGCCCCAUGGACUGAUGCUCUUGGUUGGGAUGUGGCGACCAAGAAGCCUGACCCGGCUGUGCUGGGCAUUCCUUUUCCCGCUCUCUUGCUUCCUACCAAUUUCUACCUUGGCAUCGCCCUCGGCGCCUUGGACUUUGCCAAGAAGUACACCACAACCAGCACAAGAGCGUGGCCAUACGGCGGCGACAACAAGGAGAAGGCCACCGAUGAGUUCUACAUCCUCUCCACCUACGGCAACUUCUUCGCCCACCUCCGUGCUGCCGAGGCCCUUGCCAACCAGGCUGGGGCCGAAGCUGACCGCAUCUAUGGCACCUACCAGAACAACCGAGCCGCCUUCCCCAUCGAGGAGCGUGGUGAAUGGGCCGAGUUGGUUGCCUCCGUCAAGGUUGUCACCACCGAUGUUGGUCUUCGGGUGACAGCGGGAGUGUUUGAAGUGACUGGCUCCAGGGCAACUGCCAGCAAGGUUGGGCUGGACAGAUUCUGGAGAGAUAUCAGAACCCACACUCUGCACGAUCCGGUGGCUUACAAGAACCGAGAGCUGGGAAGAUAUGUCUUGCUCGGGGAGCACCCUGAGCCUACUUGGUACACGUAA